Molecule: messenger RNA, 1662 nt
Organism: Eruca vesicaria subsp. sativa (arugula)
Lineage: Eukaryota; Viridiplantae; Streptophyta; Magnoliopsida; Brassicales; Brassicaceae
Source: the annotation of a GenBank genome assembly
AUGUCAUCACAGUCGCAAUUACGUUUGAUUAUCAACGAGUUCUCCAGGAAAUUUCAAACGAAAUUGAAUACCCAGAAGCUGCAUAGUUUCGUUACCAAGUCCCAACUCGCUCGUGAUCCGUAUUUCGCUACGCAGCUCGUUAGAUACUACUCCUUAAACGAUGAUCUUCUCUCUGCACGCAAACUGUUCGACGUAUUUCCUGAGAGAAGCGUUUUCCUCUGGAAUUCUGUUAUUCGAGCUUAUGCUAAAGCUCUUCAUCUUGUUCCCGCUUUGUCACUCUUCUCCGAGAUGCUUAGCUCUGAAACUAAGCCAGAUAGCUUCACCUAUGCGUGCUUAGCUCGUGGCUUCUCAGAGAGUUUUGAUACAGAGGGACUGAGGUGUAUCCAUGGGAAUGCAAUUGUAUCUGGUCUUGGAUUUGACCGAGUUUGCGGCAGUACAAUUGUGAAAGCUUAUUCAAAAGCUGGGCUUACGUUUGAAGCGAGUAAGUUGUUUUAUGCAAUACCAGAGCCAGAUGUUCCUCUAUGGAAUGCUAUGCUCUCUGGAUAUGGAAGCUGUGGAUCUUGGGAAGAAGGAAUCAGUAUGUUUAACUUAAUGUUACGUCAAGGAAAUAGACCUGAUUGUUAUACUAUGGUAGCCUUGAUGACUGGAGUUAUUGAUCCGACGUUAACACUCAUUGCUCAGUCUAUUCAUGGGUUUUGUUUGAAAGUGAAUUUGGAAUCUCAUUCUUAUGUUGGUUGUGGUCUGGUGAGCAUGUACUCGAGGUGUAACUGUAUUGCUUCUGCUUGUGGUGUGUUUAGUAGCAUCUCUGAGCCUGAUUUAGUUGCGUGUUCUGCUUUGAUAACGUGUUACUCGAAAUGUGGUAAUCAUAAGGAGGUUUUGUGUCUGUUUAAUGAUCUGAGAAUGAGUGGUAAGAAGCCAGAUUCUGUUCUUGUUGCGAUUGUAUUAGGGUCUUGUGCUGAGUUAUCGGAUUGGGUCUACGGACAAGAGGUGCAUAGUUAUGUUAUUCGACAAGGGCUGGAACUGGAUAUAAAGGUUAGCUCUGCUCUUAUAGACAUGUACUCAAAAUGUGGGAUUCUUGACUCAGCGAUGACACUUUUCGCUAAAGUCCCAGAGAAAAGCGUUGUUUCAUUCAACUCUGUUAUCUUGGGUCUUGGCUUGCACGGAUUUGCUUCCUCUGCUUUUCAAAAGUUCAACGAGAUGCUUGAGAUGGGAUUGAACCCUGACGAGGUGACUUUCUCUGCUCUUCUUUGCACAUGUUGCCACUCUGGUCUUUUAUACGAAGGUCAAGAUAUCUUCAUGAGAAUGAAGAACGACUUUGGUUUUGAGCCGCGGACGGAGCAUCAUGUUUUCAUUGUAAAGCUGAUGGGAAUGGCUGGAAAACUGGAAGAAGCGUUUGAGUUUGUAAUGUCAUUAAGAAAACCGGUUGAUUCAGGGAUUUGGGGAGCAUUGUUGUCAUGUUGCGAAGUUUAUGAGAAUACUCAUUUGGCUGAAGUUGUAGCAGAGAAGAUAAGGGAGAACGAGGAAGAGAGAAGAAGAAGUGUUUACAACGUUAUGCUCUCUAAUGUGUAUGCAAGAUAUGGGAAAUGGGAUGAAGCAGAGAUGCUUAGAGAUGGAGUUUCGGAAAGCUUUGGAGGUAAAUUGCCAGGCAUGAGUUGGGUUUAA